This is a messenger RNA of Heterobasidion irregulare TC 32-1, 454 nucleotides long. RefSeq lists its product as uncharacterized. The coding region runs from base 8 to 454 and encodes 148 amino acids. Gene Ontology annotation, biological process: mitochondrial translation. NCBI's taxonomy places the organism in Eukaryota, Fungi, Basidiomycota, Agaricomycetes, Russulales, Bondarzewiaceae. Gene Ontology annotation, cellular component: mitochondrial large ribosomal subunit. Gene Ontology annotation, molecular function: structural constituent of ribosome. The transcript has 2 exons. The record is from RefSeq and is a predicted model, not a curated record.
AUUGACCAUGACCUUCAAGCUCACGCCAGUCACGAAACCACUUUUUCGAGCACAGCUAAGCUCGCGGCUCUCAAACGGCCAUGUCGCUUUUACUCCCCAGAUACGCAAGCUGGUCUUUGAGUACUGCGACAAGUGGGCCUCGUCUGCAAACACGCGGACAUACCUACACAAAUACUUAGAGGAACUCGCUUCCUCCAACCCACACGUGGAGGUCGUGGUCAGACAGCGGAAUCAGAAGCAGCCUAUCGUUCGAGGGUUCUAUGUCAAUAACAAGGACAAGGUUAUCCCUCUGAACGGUCUGGAAGUCACUGGCGUUCAGAACAAGGUCAAGCUUCUGCUAGACUCGUCGGGUGCAAAAAUAAUGCCAUUAAAGCGUAGGACUGUCGAGAGUACAACUGAGUCGGCGAGAGGAAUCUGGAGUGGUCUUCACGUCGACGAACCUUUCAAGAUCUGA